Molecule: messenger RNA, 2749 nt
Organism: Mytilus californianus (California mussel)
Lineage: Eukaryota; Metazoa; Mollusca; Bivalvia; Mytilida; Mytilidae
Product: paraplegin-like
Exons: 19
Coding region: 144-2483 (779 amino acids)
Biological process (GO): protein-containing complex assembly; mitochondrial protein processing
Cellular component (GO): membrane; m-AAA complex
Molecular function (GO): ATP-dependent peptidase activity; ATP hydrolysis activity; metalloendopeptidase activity
Source: RefSeq, a predicted model, not a curated record
UAUUAGGAUAGACCUUAAAAUGGAAGCAAAAGUUUCGUAAUCACAGAAGUAGCGAAAUCACGUAGAGGACUUCUGCCAAUUUCCACAGCAGAAGCCUUGAUUUCCUUCAGAAUUUUUGUUGUUUAUUCGUCAAAUUGUGUGUCAUGUCGCUGUGGCAGUUUUAUCGCUCAGGACGACGUCAUUUCAGCAUUUGCAAUAGCUUGAACAAGUUACACAAUAACAGAACUGCGAUCAAUUGCUUACUAAGACAGUACUCUGUAUUGAAACAACAUAAUUCGAGAUUUUCAUUCAAGAAGUUUCAGACAAAUCAAAAAAGAACUUUUCAUCAAUUGAGCAAAGAUUUCAGAUUUCUCUCUUCUUUGUUGACAAAAUGUGGUUUUCACAGAGAAGCAAACUUAGCAAAAGAAGUAGCAGGCCAAGUGCGAUGUUUCAGUACAACAGGAGCUCGUUUAGACAAGACUGAUCCAGAUAAAAAUAAACAAGAGAAUGAUUCAGAUAAAGAAAAACAUAAUGAUGAAGAUGAUGAUAAAGAAAAGGAAGAUGACAGGAAGGAGGCAAUGGAACAUAUGUGGAGAAUGUUAAUUCGAGUUUCUGCCAUUUCUUUAAUUUUAUUUAUAAUGAUGAGUAUGACUAUGCCACCAGAUCCUGCAGAGACUGCCAGUCCUUACAGCAAGAUAUAUAUCACUUGGCAAGAAUUCUAUCAUGAUCUUUUAUUAAAAGGAGAGGUAGACAGAAUCCAGGUGUUACCUAAUGGUAAAUAUGUUCAUGUUUAUCCUCAUCAUGGUGCUAUGUUUAAAGGAGAACCGGCUUUUCAAAGAUAUGUGUUGACUUUACCAGAUUCAAAUUAUAAGUUUGAAGAGAAGAUCAGGGAAGCAGAGAAGAAGUUGGGUAUUGCUCCAGAAAAUGGAGUUUCCAUUCAUUAUGAAAAAAUUAAUGCUCUUGAACAGAAUAUGAUGAACCUAUUAAUUUUAGCAGUUGUUGCAAUCCUUGCCUUCAGUAUAUUAGCUGGAACUUCUAAAACAGCUUCCUCAAAUUCCUCUAAAUCUAUGUUUGAUAGUGUACGAAAAGCAAAAUUUACAAGAGUAGACCCAAAAGAUGCUGCAGACAGAAAAAUUACCUUUAAAGAUGUGGCUGGACUGCAUGAAGCAAAAGUAGAAGUUAUGGAGUUUAUAGACUAUUUAAAAGAUCCCAAAAAAUACAAGGCACUGGGAGCUAAACUUCCAAAGGGAGCAUUAUUGCUUGGACCACCAGGGUGUGGGAAGACAUUGUUAGCCAAGGCUUUGGCUUCUGAAGCAGGAGUACCUUUUUUAGCAAUGGCUGGGUCAGAAUUUGUGGAAAUGAUUGGAGGGCUUGGUGCAUCAAGAGUGCGCGAUUUGUUUCAAGAAGCCAAGAAAUCAGCGCCAUGUUGUAUAUACAUAGAUGAAAUAGAUGCUAUAGGACGUAAAAGAGGAGGAUCAUCUGAAGGAGGUGACUCUGAGGAAGAACAUACACUAAAUCAGCUGUUAGUGGAAAUGGAUGGCAUGGGAACUGUUGAGGGAAUAAUUAUGUUGGCAUCCACAAAUCGAUCUGAUGUAUUAGACAAGGCUUUACUACGACCAGGCAGAUUUGAUAGACAGAUUUUAAUAGAUUUUCCUACACUAAUUGAAAGGAAGGAAAUGUUUGAUAUAUAUUUGAAUAAUCUUAAACUGUCAGAGUCCUCAGAAGAAUCUAUGGCAUACAAACUUGCUCAAUUGACCCCUCGAAUGACUGGAGCUGACAUUGCUAACAUCUGUAAUGAAGCAGCUUUACAUGCAGCCAGAGAAAAGAAGAAAUCAAUUGAAGUAUCAGAUUUUGAUUAUGCUGUAGAAAGGGUUAUAUCAGGUGUAGCAAAAAAAUCAUCAGUAUUGAGCCCAGCGGAGAAGAAAAUUACAGCAUACCAUGAGUCUGGUCAUGCUUUAGUAGGUUGGAUGUUGGAACAUACAGAUGCUGUACUAAAGAUUUCGAUUAUUCCAAGGACAAGUAAUGUACUUGGCUUUGCUAGAUAUUCACCACAGGACAGAAAACUCAUAUCUAAAGAAAUGUUGUUUGAACAGAUAUGUGUGGGUUUAGGAGGAAGGGUGGCGGAAUCUUUGAUAUUUAACAAAGUAACUACAGGCGCAGAGGAUGACUUAAAGAAGAUAUCUAAGAUAGCUUACCUACAGAUUAAAUCUUUUGGUAUGAAUGAAAGAGUAGGUCUCUUAUCUUUCCCAGAUGAGGAUGGAGGAUUUGGAACCAAACCAUACAGUAAAAAAUUAGCUGCCAUUAUUGAUGAGGAAGCACGAGGUCUGAUUGCCAGAGCAUAUAAAUGUACAGAACAGAUACUGAUAGAAAAUAAAGACAAAUUACAUUUGAUGGCUGAAGAACUAUUUAAGAAUGAAGCUAUAACAUAUGAUAAUAUUAAAGACCUUAUAGGACCUCCUCCAUAUGGAGAGAAGAAUAAAAUAGAACUUGUUAAUACAUUAUAAUUAGCUGUUUCUGCUGACAUUUACAAUAAUAAACCAAUGAAAGAUUCUUCGGAAAUAUAAAACUUUAUGUCAUAGAUGAAUCAUAAACACAAAGAUUAGGAGUUAACUAGUUGUCAUGGUAAUACAAUCUUCUUCUGGUGUAAAGAUGAAUUUGGAAUACGGAUUAGUGUGACUUAGUUGUCAUGUAACUUGCUUAAACAUCAUUCAUUCAAUUGAGUGAAGACGUUUUGUUGCCUAUUGAAAUAAAUAUAUCACAAUGUGAAUAA